Penaeus vannamei (Pacific white shrimp) is the source of this 1736-nucleotide messenger RNA. The record is from RefSeq and is a predicted model, not a curated record. NCBI's taxonomy places the organism in Eukaryota, Metazoa, Arthropoda, Malacostraca, Decapoda, Penaeidae.
AUGAUCCUGAAGUGUGAAUUUUACCAAACCACGUUUUAUUCUACGUUGGUUACGCUCUACGCUACGUCGCCUAGAGAAACACGUGCUACAAGUGUUUAUAUCAGUGAGGUUUAUAAGGAAAAUAACAAAUAUGAAACUCACAUUGUACUGAUUCUUAGACUGUUGAUUGUCUGUGAUGUAAUGAUGUCACAGAGAGGUUUCAUUGGUGUGUUUUGUUCAAAGAAUUUAUUGAAGCUACAAUAUUUCAGGGUUCAAAAGAGAACCUGUGUUCUCUACGGCGGGAGUCUUCGCGACACUGCCAUCAACUGCAUGGACGAUGAUGACCUCCUGGCCGCUCGCCUUCUAGGACUGAACAGAAACACUGGACGUCGGAGCUCCGAGAGCGGUUUGGCCACCGAGUACUGGGGGCGGAGCUCCACCCCCGGCGCCACCAUGUACGACUCGGGCAUGGGGGGCACGAUACGACAGAAACCCGGCAGAAAACCUCGCAAACCUCGCUCGUGGCAUCCAUCUCCUUACGCCUCCGACGACGACGACGACCUCCUGUCCCGCGAAGAGAAAAAGCAAAAAAUUAAAGCCGAGAUCGCGAGGCGUCGGCAGCAGAUCGAGGAGAACUCCCGGUUGCACGAAGAGCUGCUGCGCCUCGCCAGGUUGCGGGAAAGUGCCGAGCUGGGCUACUCCGACCCGAGAGCCUACGGGCCCUACGACCAAAGUCCUCCGCAGUCCGCACGUGAUUCCACCACCAGUGUCUUACGCUCCAUUGACGAGAUCCUCCGGGACGCUCGCGAUCCUUCUUCUGGUUAUUAUAGUGGUUACCCGCCCUUCAAGCCAGGAGGGUCUCCCCCCAGCUGGUACGGCAGUUCCCCCGGCGUCAGAACCUCCCCUCGCCACUACUACGGCUCCCGAGGACCUUCGCCUUCGCGCUAUCCCAUGACAGAGGAAGACCGGUCCAUGGCUCGCCUGGCUUCGACUUUCCAGAACGAGGAGUUCACAGGGGCCCUCUACGACCGCCUCUCCGAUUUCUCCCCCUUAACGGCCGACAUAAGUGAUAGCAUGAGUGACUUUACCCCAGCCAUGCCCUUGCUUCCGGACAUGCCAACCAGGUCCAGGAAGUUGCUCGAGGAUCUGGGGAGCUCACCGAUCACGAGCCAAGCGCACAGAGGCAAGUACGAUGUGCAGAGACGGUAUCGGAAGUAAGUUUUGUUUUUGUGUCGUGGUUCUGUUUGGUCGCUGUCCCUCUUCAAAACCUUCUGUCACAUGCUCGAGCUGUCCCGUCUUCAGGAAAUACGAAGAAGAAGCCAGAGUCUCGUAAACAAAAUGAUGUGAUACUAAUGGAGGGGCUUGUCGACGUUAGUGCACUUAUCAUUAUGUAAAUUUAAGUACCACAAAUUAAUUGGGUUGUAUGUAAUAUGAUGGAAAUAUGGUUCAGUGUAAUCCUUUCCUAAAGUUAACUGAAUAUUACCCCAGUGGCAUGUUUUCUCGCGAAUACAGAAAUAAACGCAAUAUAGAAUACGCCAUAUAUACGUACACACCUGUGAUCAGGAUGUGUAGAAGAGAGUGAUUGAGUUUAUUUGAGUAUAUGUGAAAGUCUAUAUGCGUUAAUGAAUUCAAAAAAGUUUAUUUAUCAUGAUCAAUAUCCUUAUUAUUAUAAUCAUAAUUGUUAUUGUUAUAUACACAGUAUGCGAGUAUGUGUGCGUUUAAUAUGUAUGUAUUCGUACAUAUAAUCAUAUGCAAAA